UGCGUUGCUGCCGUCAGUGUAGAUUUGUGCUUCGCUCUGUUCGGUUGGAAGGCGCGCGGGCGUCCAGCAGCAACAACAGCAACUACAACAACAGCCGAGGCAAGCGGCCCUGCAACUUCGUCGAGGACUGGGACUUGAGCGAUUUCGUACUCGCCGUCCAUUCACAUUCACAUUCGACUGGGAGUGUUCCGUUCGAACGGUUCGAAAAAUACAAGUUGAACAUUUUCGAAAAAUUUAACUGAAGGAAGAAACGCUUUCGAGUUUUAUAAAAAAUUAAAUCAAAAAACAAAAAUCACAAUCAAAACAUCGUGUCGCCGGCGUUGUGAGGAGAAAUAAUAACAUUUUUGUUAACUGUUGCAAACAUUGCCUUUAAUUGUUUGUUUUGGUCGUAAAAUCAAAUUUUAUGACCAGCAACAUAAAAAGCGAACGCCAGCAGCAGCAACAACAACUGCAGGCCCCACAAAUAAUAAACUAUUUAUGAUAAUUAUAAAAGAGAGAAGAAAAUCAAAAACAAACGCCAACCCAAAAAAAAGAAAAGUGAAAAGAAAAUAGUAACUGACAAAGGGAAAAUUGGAAAAGUUUUGGAAAAUUGUAUUGACCGAAUGAAAACUGAAAAAAGCCAAUUUGAAAAUACUGCGUGAGUUGCUGACGACCGCAAACACCCUGUGAAUUCCAAGCUGAUUCGAUCCCCUGUGCAACAACAAAGUGACUCUCUUCGCCCGCUCUUUAGGCACUGUGCGUGUGUGAGUAAGUCGGCGUGUGCGUGUGACCGCUGACGGACGUCUGUGUGCGUGUGCGGUACGCAAAUAAAAGGGACAGAACUCAAGUAAAGGUGCUCUGAAUAUUAAAAUAAAAUUAUUAUUAAGACGCGAAAAAUAUAAAGAGAUUUUAACAAUUAGAAAGGCGUCACUCACAGGAGUGAGAAAAAAAGACAGAGAAAGGUCGGUGGGUCGAGGCGAUCGACCCCACUGCACCGCCCUUACCCUCGCCGCCGCAGUUCGAGUGCAACGCGUCCAAGAUAACCGUAAAUAUUCCACCCCUCCCCCAAACCCCAACCAUCCCGCUGGCGUGCGCUCUCUACGACCCCCACGAUGUCUCGGCAGUCGGGUCGCACGCCGCUGCCGGGGCGUGGUGGGGGCAUCACACACACACCCACACCCACGUACCCACCGCCCCGCACCCGCAUCCGCAUCCCCAGGCGCAUCCCUCCCUGCCCGUCAUGCAGCAGCACCACCUGCAGCAGCAGCAACAGCAGCAGCAGCAGCAACAACAGCAGCAGCAGCAGCAGGAGCAGCAGCAUCUGCAGGAGCAGCAGCAGCAUCUGCAGCAACUGCAUCACCAUGCGCACCACCACCUGCCUCAGCCUCUCCACACCACCAGCCAUCACCACAGCGCGCAUCCCCACCUGCAGCAGCAGCAACAGCAGCAGCAACAUGCAGUCGUCGCCUCCUCACCCUCCUCGGUGCUCCAGCAGCAGCAACAGCAGUCAACUCCCACCACACAUUCCACGCCCACGCACGCGGUUAUGUACGAGGAUCCUCCGCCUGUGCCACUUGUCGCCGUGCAGCAGCAACAUCUCCCCGCUCCGCAACAACAGCAGCAACUCCAACAGCAGCAGCAACAGCAGCAACAACAGCUGGCGACAACACCGGUGGCCGGCGCCCUCAGUCCCGCCCAAACACCCACUGGACCCUCCGCCCAACAACAGCAGCAGCAACAUCUCACAUCGCCCCACCACCAGCAACUGCCGCAGCAACAAACCCCGAACAGUGUCGCCAGUGGCGCCUCCUCGAAUCUCCAGCAGCAACAGCAGAAUGCUGCAGUUGCUCCUGGCCAGACGCAGAUCGUUGCGCCGACCACGGCGAGUGUUUCUCCCUCCAGUGUUAGUUCUCAGAAGGAAGACAUCAAUAUGUCCAUCCAAUUAGCGCCACUGCAUAUACCCGCCAUCCGGGCCGGUCCGGGAUUCGAGACGGACACCUCGGCGGCGGUCAAGCGGCACACGGCACACUGGGCCUACAACGACGAGGGAUUCAACCAGCAUUACGGCUCCGGGUACUACGACCGCAAGCACAUGUUCGCCUACCCUUACCCAGAAACGCAGUUUCCGGUUGGUCAGUACUGGGGCCCCAACUACCGCCCCGAUCAGACCACCUCUGCCGCGGCGGCGGCGGCCUACAUGAACGAGGCGGAGCGCCACGUGAGCGCCGCUGCUCGACAGUCCGUCGAGGGCACAUCGACGUCCAGCUAUGAGCCGCCCACCUACUCCUCGCCAGGCGGCCUGCGCGGCUAUCCCAGCGAGAACUACUCCAGCUCAGGAGCCUCUGGUGGAUUGUCCGUGGGAGCGGUGGGUCCUUGCACGCCCAAUCCCGGAUUGCACGAGUGGACCGGUCAGGUGUCCGUCCGGAAAAAGCGCAAGCCAUACUCGAAGUUCCAAACCCUGGAGCUGGAGAAGGAGUUCCUUUUCAAUGCGUAUGUUUCUAAGCAAAAGCGCUGGGAAUUGGCCAGAAAUUUGCAGCUGACCGAGCGACAGGUCAAGAUAUGGUUCCAGAAUCGGCGCAUGAAGAACAAGAAGAACUCACAGCGCCAGGCCAAUCAGCAAAACAACAACAACAACUCGAGCAGCAACCACAACCACGCGCAGGCGACCCAGCAGCACCACAGCGGCCACCACCUGAACCUUAGCCUGAACAUGGGUCACCAUGCCGCCAAGAUGCACCAGUGACCCUUGGACAACAGCAGCGCUGGCGCCAUGGGCUUUGCCACCUACUAGCAGUUAGCCAAUCCGAGCUCGGUUAACCCCAGCUCGAAUCCCAACCCCAUGUCCGAUCCGAACCACCAUCAUCUAAUCAAGAACGAGCUGGCCAUGGACUUUCCAUGCUAGUCCAGCGAUUGGAAGUGUGACUCCAGCCAGGCCGAGUUCAGUCGGUUAAAUGUACAAAACCCAGAGAUCUCUAGCAUGCGGGAUAGGAAUAUGUGACCACAAUGAGGAGCAGGAUGUGGAUGAGCAGCUGCCCAGAAGUGCGCAGGCGUCGCUGAUGUGUGACCAACCGACGUUGAUGGAAAUGCAGUUUAUGAUUAAGUCAGUUCUACGGAUCCCAGAGAUCCAAGCCCCAACACGAUAAUGCAGCUUGUUUCGGUAGUUCGGUACGAGUAAGAUGAGGAGUAGGCAGCAGCAGUAGCAGAUGCACUUGAAAUUCGCAACUGUACGAAAAUAUAUGUAUGUACGUAUUUCUCUCAACGCUCUCAUUAGCCUAGGCGAGCACUGUGAAUUUUCCGAACUAUAAAUUAUGAAUAUGAAUAUACUUAAACGUCAGUGAAUAUAACCCCGCAUAAAUUAUGAAUACACGCGUUCGAGUAGUAGAUUUUACCAUACCUAUCCAUGUAAGAGCGGCCACAAGGCGGCUGAGUUAGGCAGAGCAGCAGAACACAUUUUAGACCCAGAUAAAUGUUCUUGAAACACAAACAAAUUGUUUAACAAUUUUCGGACCCCUCACAGCUCCGCAAACAAGAAGACACACUCCGCAGUCUAGGAUAAAUUUUGUCGUAUAAUGUUCGUCGUGUCGUGUCCUUUGAUACCUUCUAAGUUCCUGUAUAUAAACUAAGACAUUGCGCUGAUUUCCGGCCGAAGGGGGCACUCGAAAACUACAUAAAUUACAUUAGAUAUAUGUAUAUGCGUACACGCAGAGAUAUUCAAUAUUUGUAUAAUAUGAACUCGGAUUCGAUUUUAGCAAAUGGUUAAUUGUAAGUUGCAAAAAUUUCAAUCAGUGUGUGCAUGUUUACCCCAUAGUUGAAGUCGCUUUCGAAUUAAAUUAACUCUAAAACCAAGGAAAACACUUAACAAAACUACUCGUAAAGCUAAAGCAACAAAAACUUAAAAGAUACACACUUAACAGAAGUAAGCGAGUGUGAAAACGAUGGAGGGGAGAUGUCGGGGAGGAGUAAUUAGCAUACCGUAACAGCUACUUAUAUAACAUACACAUAGUACAUAUAGUAAUCGUACAUAUGCAUACAUAUAUUUUCAUGUGUAUCGACGCCGCUUGAUCCUGAUAUUAAGUCUAAGUUUAGUUGUGUUGUGUAAUUAUCGAUUUUGUUAAUGUUUUGCCCCGAGCAUUAUAUUAUAUUAUGCUAACCUAUACCUAUACCUACACCUAUGCCUAUCAUUAUAUGUGUAUAAUUAGCCUAUACAUACUUGAUGAAGAAAUGAUUUCACCCACUGCUUUAUUCUUGUUCUUGUAUUAUUAUUAUUUCGAGCCCUCGAUAAGUUGUAGUCUAAAGUCGGUUAUGUUUAUGAUUAUGUUCGAUUAUAGUUUGUUUAGUGAAUUUUAAUCUAGCGUUAGCAAUUCUCUUUUUUAAAAAGUUAAUUAUUGUGAAUAAAAUACAACAAGUUGCAGAAGUGCAAAAAUAUACACACAAUUCAAAAUAUCCCAAA
This is a messenger RNA of Drosophila sechellia, 4429 nucleotides long. It is a transcript of the gene Abd-B, whose product is annotated as Homeobox protein abdominal B. Bases 1220 to 2722 code for a protein of 500 amino acids. The record is from RefSeq and is a predicted model, not a curated record. Lineage: Eukaryota; Metazoa; Arthropoda; Insecta; Diptera; Drosophilidae. Gene Ontology annotation, biological process: regulation of transcription by RNA polymerase II. Gene Ontology annotation, molecular function: RNA polymerase II cis-regulatory region sequence-specific DNA binding; DNA-binding transcription factor activity, RNA polymerase II-specific. Gene Ontology annotation, cellular component: nucleus. The transcript has 5 exons.